UUCCGGCGCCGCGCGGCAUGGUGGGAGUGGGGCGGCCGGGAGCCGGGAUGGUGGGCGAGGAGGAGGAGGAGGAUGAGGUCGCGGUCCCCGACUGCUUCCGCGCCUACUCGGAGACCGAGAAGCACUGGCAGGCCCGGCGCGCCUUCCUGCUGCGCCACCUGGCCGCCGACGGCACGCCCGCCGCCGCGCGCCUCGACCAGCUCCUCGCGCUCUCCAUGGUCUGGGCCAACCACGUCUUCCUGGGCUGCAGCUACAGCCGAGACCUCCUGGACAAGGUCAUGGACAUGGCUGAGGGAAUCACAGUGGAAGACUCCCCCCGGUUCACCACCAGGGACGAGCUGAUGAGGAAGUAUCAACGUUAGUGCAUGGGAGAAGUUUCAAAUUUCCAUCGUGACACAGGAUCAGUUUAAAGGAGGAUCCAGUUUUAACUGAACAUACUGUUUCUAAAAGGACUCUCAAUAUGAUGGACAUUCGAGAAAGGAUUGCUUCUGAUUUUUUCUUUUUUUAAACUCCCAAACCAGCUUAUGGUAGAUGUCUAUGAUCAAAACUUUUAAAACUAAGAAAAUUGGGUUUUUAAUAAAAACAGGUUUACAAUCACAGAUUUGUAGAUCAAAGAAAACAUUAUGCAGGGAUCUGUUUUUUCCUUUCACAUAAACACAUGGAUCUAGACGAACUCCCAGAAAAGGCCCAUGCAGGUGAGAUGGGGAGCUGUGGCAUGUCCUCAGUCUUUUAGGUACAAGUCUGUGUGAUGCCUAGCAAGUCUGAUUUAGGUUGAUCGGUCCUGGGGAGUACUUACUCACAUAGCACACAUCCCCAACCAGACAGCUGGAGGUCUCACUCUUUACCCUCCUUGAGAGAUGUUUUAAUACUGUUUAGAGCAUUGACUAACACUGCUUCUCCACUGUCUUUAUUCUGUGUGAUGAGCGAGGGCAUGUUGUACAACAAGGUUGCUACACUACUGCUUUUCUUCUACAGGCACCUAAUACCCAUUUCUCAACUAGUAUGCCUGCACCACUACUGUGUUCUUCUGGUUUUGUUCCAGUGCCUCUUAAGUCACUGGAAUGGUAUUUGGAUUACUGUGUAAUUUAAUCAAUAUGUGAUUUUUUUUUAUUUUUUUUUUAAGCAAUGAAAUUGCUAAUCUUUAUUAAAAAGAGAAUUCUUUGUCUUGCA
Alligator mississippiensis (American alligator) is the source of this 1170-nucleotide messenger RNA. RefSeq names its product CDKN2A interacting protein N-terminal like (gene XTBD1). The record is from RefSeq and is a predicted model, not a curated record. The coding region runs from base 18 to 362 and encodes 114 amino acids. The transcript has 3 exons. Lineage: Eukaryota; Metazoa; Chordata; Crocodylia; Alligatoridae.